AUGGAUUCGUCCAGGCUAUCUGAUAUUCAUAUACAAAGGGAUAGCUUUGAGCUUAUCGAUGUCACUGAAGAUGAAUAUAAAGAAUCCAAGCUCUUCAUUGAGAGCCCAGACGCUAUUAUGGAUGAGUCGGUUUUCUUUCACAUUAAGAAGGUCAUUUCAUAUCUCUUCUGCAUCGAAAAGCAUAAACCAGAUAAAGAGUCUAGACUCAAUAUAGACCCUGAAAACAAAGCUUAUGAAAGUGAAUUCGCAAAGCAGCUUAAUAGAGACGUUCUUAAUACAUUGGUCGAUGGAUAUGUGGGCUAUGCUUGGUUAUGCGAAGUUUGCUCAAGAUGGAUCAAUUUUCUAUCAAAUUCAGCAAAGAACGAUGAUUUCUCAGGUACUUUUAUAGUUUAUAUACUAAUUAUAUAUAAUUAUAAUAUAUUUGUUUAA
Theileria annulata is the source of this 429-nucleotide messenger RNA. RefSeq lists its product as uncharacterized. The transcript has 2 exons. NCBI's taxonomy places the organism in Eukaryota, Apicomplexa, Aconoidasida, Piroplasmida, Theileriidae. The record is from RefSeq and is a predicted model, not a curated record. The coding region runs from base 1 to 429 and encodes 142 amino acids.